UCAACUCGCAGCUCGUACGGUAUAGCUGCAAGUUGAUUGGCCACACAUUUCCCGAAGCUAGAAACUUGGACAAAGUUCUAGCGUCGUGGACACAGGCCUUCCACGAGUCGAGGGCUGAAUGGAGGGUCCCGACGAGUCCCAAAAAAAUACGGAAGCUCGAAAUUGCCAUGAAAACCUCUCUCGUUCAUCGUCACUCGCGCGCGCGCGCCGAUCGCGUACGCUCGGCGGCAAAGUCAAACGUGUUGCCAAAUACGAGUGCACUUGACAGAAUUUUUCUAUUUUGUUCUCAAUUUGCGCGCUGCUCGCGACAGGUUUCCCCCCCGAGUCGAGUGAACAACACGUCAACGAGCGAGCAGGAGCGAGUCACUUGACGAUUGGCCAACAUCCGCGAUUCCCCGCUCCGAUGCGCCUCGCCACGCCGCGCCGCACCAUCUCCUCCCGUCUCGCGAAUGACGAGGAAUUAUCAGGGCCGCUCGCGGUCGCGACCGUUCAGUCGCGAUCCGUCUACCGAGCGGGCGAUUUUACGCCUCUCCCCGCUCGCUCCCCUUUCCGCUCUCGCGUCGCGGUCUCUCCCCUCCUUCCCUCCCGCCUUGUCUCACCUCAUCUUCGCUCCCAGGCUCGCGUAAUCGCUUCCAGCGCGAGCUAAAUUUAGCGCUGACCGUUGCUUUUGCCGAGAGCCGAGCGGCGUAUAUAAAGCCUUCUCCUCUCCUCCUCGCGUCUCGCCGCCGUCGUUUCCUGCGCGCGCGCGCGCACGCGCGCACGUUCGCGCGGCCGGGAUCGCGGGACGUGAGAAAACGCCGUGUCAGAUCGCCGGAUCGCGGGGAUCGCGACACGGAUAUCCCACCUGUCAAAAGUGUCUCCCCGCCGCGAGUGGGGACACUCCGGAAGGCUCUCGCGCCUUCGCGAUGGGGACGAUGAUGAAGCGUCGCUUCAGAUUAGGCGCGCGAGUGAUCCAAGUGAGAGCCCGUAGCUUUCGGCCGCGAGAACCGGAACCUGGACUCGCCGGAAUUUCGUAAAUCGUUCGCGGAGAAGUCACCCCGAGCGAAACCCCGCCGUCUUUUCGGACCGCAUUCGGCGACGUGACGGAGCUUGGAUAAAGUUUUCCGCGGGAGAGAGAGAGAGAGUGAGUGUGUGUGUGCGCGCGUGUUUCUCUCCGCCGAGGUUGCGAGUGCUCGAGGACCCCGCGUACCUGGACGUAAACGUUGGAAGAGGUGCGCGACCAGGCGCGAGGAAGAGGAAAGGAGACGAAAGAAGCGAGCGAGCGAUAAGCGGCCGCGCGCUCGUGCGUUUUGCGCGUACGCGUGCGUCGCGCGUAACAGGCGCUAAAAAUAGCCGCGCUAUCGCGCCACGAGCGAGUGUCGAGGCGAUAAACAUCGCCGCGGCGACACGCGCCGUCGCGCCCGCCGAUUCCUCCCUGAUUUCCUCCCCGCGACGUCGGCGGGACGUCGCGCUGGAGAACGGAAGGGAGAACGCGCUGCCCCUCCCGCCGCCCUCGUUCGGGCGUCGCGAGCCGGACGCGACGUGAGGACCCGGGAAGAGAGGAAGGGGCCCCCAGGUUCUCGCGGGACGCGUCUUCUUCCCACGACUCCGCCGGGCCGUUCCGAAAUUAACCUGCCGACCACGCCACGAGAAAGAAAUAGAGAAAACGGCGCCGGGGCACCGCACGCGAGGUGUGCGUUCGCCGCGUUUCCGAGAAACCCGCAGUCCGUGAGCGCACGACUUGAGAAGAGGAACCUGAGCUUGUCCCGACGCUGGCGCACGAGGAUCCUCCGUCCUGCCCGACAUCUCCUACCCUGACGACGUUUUGCAAACGUCGCGAACGUCGCGGUGGGACGCUUGAAACGGAUAGGACGAGGAGUCGCGGAUUAUCGCGCGCGAUCUUCUCGUUCGAUAACUCGCACUUCGAUUAGACGCGAGUAGCCGUGAUUCCCCGCGAUCUCGAUCUGGCGCCGAUAAGUAUAGGAUCUUGGGUGACAGGAAGUGCAUUUUUUUUUUCCUAUUGUGUCGUGUGCGCCGAUGAAAGAGAUAGCGAUUACCGGGACGUCAGUAAGUGAGAGCGCGAGUGACUUUUCAGCGGGAGGAGUGCGACGAGAGAGUUGCCUCCUAAGCGAGACCGAGUUCAAUACCAGUUGUUACGACUCCCAAUCUCGAUUGAGACGGGUUACCGUUCGCGUAUUUCGAUCAGCCGGUCGUCGGAAUCGUCGUGAGAAUUCGGUCCGAGGUUAAUUUGCCGUGCGAAAAGGUGCAAUCGUGUCGCCGUGGAAGUCGGGAUCGAGGGUAGCCAGAAACGAAACUAUGAGGGUUUACGCGCAGCGGGCGAGCGCGUUCGAUCGGUAUCCGCGCGCGGAAAGCUCGGGCGUAAAGAUCAUCGGUGCGCAUCAGCAUCACGGGACGAUCGACCACCAGCGGCACGGCGGUGGCGGCGCCCACCGAGGCAUGUUAUCGGAUGUGUAUUGUUGUUGUUACAUGUGCGUAGAGAUGGCCAGGGACACGCCGGGCUCGCCGAUGCCGCGACCGCGGGAUUUGGGCGCCGGCGGCGGAGGAGGCGCGGCCACUGCCACCCUGACUUCCGGCGCUUAUCACGCGGCAGCCACCGAACCCGGCGUCCUGCACAACCACGCGCUGCAGCAGAAGCUACUCGAGUCAGAGGUAAACCGCAGACCAAACUCAUGUACCUACACCAAUGCCUACACGGAAAAUAAUGCUGUUGAAUUAAGCAAAAUGAAGUGGCUUGAAUUAAGGUGGCUCCUGCACGAAGGAGCGCAGCACCAUCAGCUUCAACAGCAGAUACUCCGGCAGCAAUACCAUGCCCAGGAACGACAACUGACUGAAAUGCACGAGCACCAGAUGCAUCAACUAAAGCUCUGGGAGCAGCAGAAGCAGAUGGAGGAGCAGAGGCGAGAGAAGGAAAGGCUCGAGGCCCUCAGAAAGAAGGACAAGCACGAUCACAGCGCGAACGCGUCCACAGAAGUCAAGGAACGUCUUCACACUUUCCUGGUGAACAAGAAGCAGAGAGAGGCGGCUGCCGCGGCGAACGGAGCAGUACCCGGCACGCCAGGAUACAGGUGGCUGCAACCGCAAUCGGAAUCAUCGAGCACCACGAAUGCGGCCCAUCCAUAUCAAAUGCCGCAGUUGCUCCAGAAGUUCGGCGACGAUUUCCCGCUCAGGAAGACAGCCUCGGAGCCGAACUUGCUGAAGGUGCGACUAAAACAGCGCUUGGAGAGGAACAUGGCAUCGAGAAACUCACCCCUGACGACACGCCGGAAGGACCGCCUGACGUCGCACCUCAAGCGGAAGUCGUUAUUAGCAAACCCUGGCAGCAAUCCCGAGUCCGGGCCUAACUCUCCACCGACCGUGAACAAUUCUCAAGCCAGUCCCACCGCUGGCAGCAACACGGCGAUACAGGAGGAGGGUGAAAAUCCGGCGUAUGGGGGACGUCUCACCAGCAGUAGUCAACAGGGCAGCCUCUCGGAUCUUUCGCUCUUCAGUUCGCCGUCCAUGCCUAACAUCUCGUUGGGCAGACCUCACGUACCGUCGAGCUCCUCGAGUGGGACAAAAUUGGCACCGGUCUCGGAAGCGGAAGUGCGGGCCGCGUUUACGGCGCGCUUCGGCAUGCCGCUCACCGGUCAGAUGCUGCACAGCAACCUGCCGUCUUAUCCGUCCCUGACGGUGAUCGAGGGCGAGCCGACGUACAUCCACAAGCAGAUGCAGAAUCUACAGGAACAGGCGGCGCCGCCGUCCGGGACGGUGGGCGGCAACAGGCAGCAUCUGGCAGCGGCGGCAGCGGUGUAUCACGCCGCGGUGCCGAUCACGGACACACAAGUGGCGCACGCGAGACUGCAAAAGGCUGGUCAUCACCGGCCUUUAGGUAGAACCCAAUCCGCACCCCUGCCGCUGGGUCAUCCGAUGCUGCAGGGCGGUAUGAUGACGUCGUCCUCUCACUACGACGAGUAUCAUCUAACGGAGAAACAGUUGCACGAUCAACAGCACAAAAUAUAUCUGAAACAGCAGAUCCGUCAGACCGUUCUGACGCGAGCGGGCUCGCGCGGCCAGGCCAAUCAGCUGGACGAGGCGCCAGAGUCCGAGGAAUCCGAGGUGAUAGAUCUCACGGGCAAGAAGGACCAUCCGGAGGAGAGCGAGAUCUCGAAACAGCAGAGAGACCGCGAACAGUUCCUGCAACAGCAGAGGGAUCUCAUGAUGAGACACACGUCCCAGACGAAUGACUCGACCACCUACGUCGGAGGUUUAAGUAGGACUCAAUCGGCCAGGCCGCUCUCGAGAGCACUGUCGAGUCCUCUGGUACAUCUAGGUCCUCAGGGUAGCGGCAGUGAUAUCUUCAUGCGAAGUUCUUCGCAUCGGCCCACCACGGGAUUAGCCUAUGAUCAAUUAAUGUUGAAACACGCGUGUGUCUGCGGGGAUACCGUCAGAAGCCAUCCUGAGCACGGUGGCCGAUUACAGAGCGUGUGGGCUAGGCUAUCGGAGACGGGCCUGUUGCAACGUUGCGACCGAGUGCGCUCGCGCAAGGCCUCACUCGAGGAGAUCCAAACGUGCCAUAGCGAGGCUCAUGCACUGUUGUUUGGAACGAAUCCGAUGAAUCGACAGAAAUUGGAUAUGUCCAAGCUGUCGCAGUUGCCUAUCAAGAAUUUCGUCCGGCUCCCCUGCGGCGGAGUUGGCAUCGAUUCCGACACAACGUGGAACGAGCUUAAUACCGCACCUGCCGCCCGAAUGGCAGUAGGAUGCGUUGUCGAGCUUGCGUUCAAGGCGGCACGGGGUGAUAUUAAAAACGGCUUCGCCGUGGUGAGGCCUCCCGGACAUCACGCAGAGACCAACCAAGCCAUGGGCUUCUGCUUCUUCAACUCGGUCGCGAUCGCAGCGAGACUACUUCAACAGAAACUCGACGUUAGAAAAAUUUUAAUCUUAGAUUGGGACGUUCAUCAUGGAAACGGCACUCAGCAGAUGUUUUACGAUGAUCCGCGGGUGCUGUAUUUGUCGAUACACAGACACGACGACGGUAAUUUCUUUCCCGGAACUGGCGGGCCUACUGAGUGCGGUGUUGGCGAGGGCCUUGGUUACAACGUAAACGUGGCAUGGUCCGGUGGCCUGAAUCCGCCCAUGGGCGACGCGGAGUAUCUCGCGGCAUUUCGCUCGAUCGUCAUGCCGAUCGCCAAGGCAUUCGAUCCGGACAUCGUAAUCGUCUCGGCCGGCUUCGACGCGGCUGUGGGCCACAUGGCGCCACUGGGUGGCUACAAAGUCAGCCCGGCGUGCUUCGGCAGGAUGACGCAACAGUUACUUAAUCUGGCGGAUGGCAAGGUCGUCCUCGCCCUGGAAGGUGGCUACGAUUUAACGGCGAUCUGCGACUCGGCGCAGGAGUGCGUUCGGGCACUGCUCGGUGACGAGCCCAGUCCGAUCCGGGACGAGGAACUCACGAGGAUUCCUUGCCAAAACGCCAUGGAUACCCUGCAGAAGACCGUCGCCAUCCAGAUGUCACACUGGCCUUGCGUAAAGCUCACUGACCAUACGAUCACAAUGAGCGCUAUAGAGGCGAGCCAAAAGGAACACGACGAAACGGAAACCGUGUCCGCAAUGGCCUCUCUAUCUAUGCAGCAGCCUACAAACCUCACGACCACGCCAGAACAUUCCCGAGAGGUUUCCGAGGAGCCGAUGGAGCAGGACGAGGCCAAAUGAGGUGUAUGAAGAUCAUUCUGCUAGGUAUAGAAAGCAUAAAAUAAUUGCACGAAACUGUGUAAAUGCUCUUUGGGGUCUCUACAAGUGCAUUUCUCAGUGGGGAUCGAGGAACUCGCCGUCAUCACGCGUGGCUGCUGUGACAGGCGCAUGAUCAGCUACGAAUGUUCCACUUGCCGGAACGCGGUCGACGACGCGUGUAAAUUCGUGCGCAGUCCCCGACUUUAAGAUUUUCGAACAUUUUCCUUUUCAAAUAAGACGAUAGAUAAACAACGGCCAAGUAAUAAGGAAGAAGUGAUCUGUAACGUUUCGGGAGGCUAAUGACAAUUUUUUGCGACUGCUACGUCGCAAGCUCGCGGACCUCCCUUUCUUUACUUUUUUUUGUGCUAGACGCGAAAGCGCAAAAGUUGUUUGUGAGUUUUUGCAAAUGUUUCUAUUGCACCUCGCGCGUUUGAUGCGCGAAAUUGUUGUAUAGUUAGCUAUGGAUGACAAAUUGUGUUUGUCCAUUCUACAGAUUUCUUUCUUUUUUUAUUGUGGAACACAAGAUUUGUAAUCUUUUUAACGAACCGCUGUUAACGUUGUUGAGAUGAACUCGAGCCGCGCUAAAUAGCUUUCGCCCACCAAAUUGGCUAUCGCUUGAUAAAUUUUCGAUCCCAGUGUCUUAUCGACGAACAACGAAUGGUUUUCGAGACUUGAUGUAAAACCUGGAAUGGAAACAUUUUGUAAUAUUAUUAGCAAACUUUUGUCUGGAUGGUACCACUUGUUGUGAAAAACAAGACUUGUAAAUGAAGCACAUUGUCGUUCGAUGAUUCGGUGGGAGAAAAUAAAUUGUGAACACUUGUGUUUUUUGAAAAUGACAAAACAUCCGCGAAUACUUCGUUGACGUUAUUGGGGUGAGGCGUCGAACUUUCCCAUAUCUGUAUAAAACAAGUCUGAUGCAUCGUGUUGCCUUGGAUAAUUCGCAGGAAGAAUUAAUUAAUUCGUGAUAAUCCAUGUAUAUAUUUUUGAAUGCUAAUCGCGACCUCGGACGUCUGCUUAGAACACUUUCAACGAGCCGUAUUUUAGCGAAACAUUCAGGGAGACAAGUACAGGGAAUUAUGAGAAAGAGCUGUGUUAAUGCGACAUAUGUAUAUCUCGAAUCCUAGAGAUUCUUUUUUGUAUUGCGCUUAUUGUUACAAACCUAACGUGGACGCGCUAUGAAUACAUCGACCAUGGGAUGUAUGAUUUUUCGAUACAAACGAUUCACGAGAACGUCGGCAUCUUUGUGUACGAAAUCGCUUUUCUAUGAUUAGGAGUGUACUUCCUAUAAACCAUCAAAUAAGAAAAUUAAAUAGAAAUAAAAUAGCAAGUUUAAUGGCAAGAUAGCAACUUGAAUUGUUAUGAGCGCUCGCCGUUUCUCUCUCAUAAUAGAUAAAUUCGAAAGAAGGAAAAAGAAGGAGAGAACAGUUCCGAUAACAUAGAAAUAUAUAUAUGUGUAUAUAUAUACAUAUAUUAUACGAUUUUAAAAAAUUAAAUAUUUUAUAUACGGAAGUUCUCUUCGUGUGGCGAUCCGAAGAGGUUUUCCAUUAAAAAUAACGAUUUGCUAAAAUGUGUAAGAAAAUUAUAAGAGAAGAACCGACGCAUUGGUAGAAUAACUUCAUGUCGUGUGAUUCUUUCUGAAUAAAAUAAUGCGCGAGCAUGUCGCGAGAUGCACAGAGUUUUCCCUGGGGGUGAAGGAGGGUAUCGGACUAUCUAAUCGAUGUGCAUAAAAAGAAAAUGUUCUCCGGAUUCCUAGAGAUUUUCACGCGUACGUCAGGCCUCGCUAGAAGAGUUCGUGCAAUAAGACCGAUUGGAUAACAACCGUAUAUUUAUAAAAGACAGUAGCGUUUAGAUGUAUUUUCUCCGCCUUCAACACGCGCGAUCGACACUUUAUGAAGACGCCGCGCGUCCGCGCAUCGUGCUGGUCACUAGCGCUUUCAUUGUUUCAUUGUCGUCCGAUUCGCUUUUCCUUGUUCUUCGGGCAUUCAGAGUGUGACAUAGCGAGAGCUCCGCAGCGUGUGAACACUUAUCUCUCGAAUCGAGGCGACAAAAUUCGUAAUAAUGUUAAAGAAAAAAGAAUAAAAGUGGGAAAGAAGAAAAAAGUUGAUGUCUAGAUCCUAAGGCGAUAUUAGAUCGUGUGCGCGAAUAAUGUGCGAACGUAUAUGUGCGAUAUCACGUGCACGCGGAUAAAAACGUGGUUGCACACCUGCCGUACCAAAAAAUAUGCUGAAUGACGCUGUAACAUAUUGACUGUCCCGCGAGACCACUUUAGCUGCGGUCAGAUGAUGCGUGAUAAUCUUUUGAUUCUCGCAUCGAGAAAACGAGGUGACUCCAGGUCGGAAUUGAGCCUAGGCUUCGUCCAGAUCGUAAUUUUGCUAUCACCCGAUUAAAUCUACGACAAGCUUGCUCCCCGAGUUUGCGUCGCGGCUCGAUGAUAACUCGAUUCCCUUGAACUUUGGUUCCUACGCACGAUCGUUUGUAAAAUUAGUAAACCCAAUGAGACGUAUACCUGUUAGAACGCGCGUCAGUUAAGAGACUUUUAAAUUGGAAACGCAGAGGGAUUGACGUUGCAGUUGGUCGUUUUACCUUCGAAAUUGGUAACGUGGCUCCGCAGCUCUUAUCGAGCCUUCGCUGCAUGGAAAUCCUCGUUCUAUCUGUUACGCAAAUCCGGUGCCAACGACAAUUAUACGGCAUGGCCGCAUGUUCCCACGAGCACGUGCGAUCGCAUCGAUACACACGUUAAUACAUGUUAAUGUUUUCAAGCGCGCGAGAGAGCGCGGAAUGGACCGAGAGUGUGUCGUUUUGACGAGAUUUCAACAACUAUGGCUUCUUGCUGCGAACAAAGGCUGGUGUGAUUUUUGUGAUAUUUUGUAAAAAGAAGAAGCUAAGCUAUAUAUGGUUAAUUAAGCGUAUACGUCGCGGGGAGAUGUGUGUAAGGGAGGUGGAAAAAGAAGGUAAAUAUAAUUCACAGAUACAAGCAUUUAUUUUUGUGUCAUGCAUUUUACGGGAGGAGAGAAAAGGAUUAGAAAGAGAAAAAAAAGGAACAAAGGUGAAUAUAAGAGGAGAGUCUAUUGAUAAAAUGAAUUACACGAGGAUGCAUAUAUUAUAUAUCGUUCGUCAUGCAAGAAAUAAAGAAUAUAUCUAUAAUAUGCAUAUAUAUAUGUGCAUAUAUAUAUACAUAAACACACCCACACUUACACACACAUACUCGUACAUAUAUAUAUAUGUAUAUAUUCAAAUAUACCGAUAUAUGUACAUUGUAUAUCCGUGUACCGCAAGAAUCUCAAGUGUCUGUUAAAUGUUUGUUCGAAAAAAAUUCACUGAAGAAACGUGUAAAGAUCGACUCGAUGUAUAUUAAGUAUAAAGAUACGAGUCCAGCCUAUGUGUGUAUACAGUAAGUUAAUUAAUGAAAGAAAGAGAGAGAGAGUGUGUCUGCGCGUGUGUGUGUGAGAGAGAGAAAGGAGGAGAGGAACGAACGAUUCGUGGGCACACCAGUCUGUCAUUGAGCUGAGACAGCGAUCAACUCUAUUGUAAUAUUAUCGAGAGGUAAUUUUAGACAUGCGUGUAUAUCUGUUUAUAAUUUAAGAGCGAGUCUGUCAUCGGCGGCGCCCACCACGUGGUUGUCGCGUCGAUCAAAGCGAGGGGUCGCGCUCGUUCACGUUCAAGAGGGCGAGCCCUUUCUGACGUUUACAGAGAAAAGAAAUACUGCGUAUUCUCAUCGCGGGCCUACAAACAUCACACCCUGGUUGAUCACGUUCUCGCGUUCACUCGCGAUAUUCCCGCCUGUCCUCCCCCCCCCCCAUCCCUGACGUAUGCUUCAUUUUGUCGUCAGAUUGUCGUGCAAUUAUCGUGCGAUCGUAUCCAAGUAACCGAAACGUUGCUCCGAGGAAACCUGGACUUGUAUCCCGCUGAAGGCACAUCUGAAAAGACUUCCGUUCGCGCAAGGUUCACGUAAAGAUUUGCGAUCGCUGAUGAUCAAACUGCCACGUUUAACGCCAGAUGUAGGAUACGAAACGCAAUGUCUUAAACAUUACUUGACCCUGUAUUCAUAUCUCGUACUGAAUGCUAAACGUGGCUAUCCUCUAAUUCGCGUUCGAGAUAACGGAGGGUCUCGUCACGAGAUUUUCCGUAUGGCAAAGUACAAGAUUAAAUCGUCACGUUCGACCUGCGUGGUACGAACGCGGAUUUUGACCUUUCUCAAAUUUUGCGCCGCUUGGACAGAAUCUGAACGAUCGACGACGUUUUCGCGCGAGUUUUGUUUGGUACGCAAAAAAGCGAGAAACUUACGACAUUCCGGUAUCAUCACCCACGGCAAGUUGAUACAAACUAGAUGUAAAUGACUAUUAGGUUCUUAUCCAAACGCCGAGUAUAAAUGUGGAUUUUAAUAGAGCUCUACUGUUACGUUAGCAUACACGUAUACACAAACACGCACACACACAUACACACAUACACAUGCACGAAUAUACUGUCUAUAUUGCAUAAGCUUAAUGUAAUAGUCAUAAAUUUUUUAUGUAUAUAAAUGUACCUCGUAAACUAAUUUUAAAUAAAAAGUAUAGUCAUUGUGUUAAACGUUACAGUUCAUCAGCGUGACUGAUAUAUCCUAUAUGAUUGUGCCUUGAUUAAAAAUGCAGCACACAAUAGUUCGAUGGGGUGACUCUCGCAAAUGUGACAACCACGUUCAAGAGUAAAGUGCCUUAACGUUUCAGUUCUGAAAAAAUCAAUGUACACAUUUGGAUCACUGAUACGAACGUAAACGUCACAUGCAUAUAUAAUAUUAUUGUCCGAAUUUAUUUCUCAUAACUCUUUUUCGUUACUACUGUGAGCUUUUAGUUAAAUUCAAUAAAAUUCACACUAUCUCAUAA
Molecule: messenger RNA, 10562 nt
Organism: Vollenhovia emeryi
Lineage: Eukaryota; Metazoa; Arthropoda; Insecta; Hymenoptera; Formicidae
Gene: HDAC4
Product: histone deacetylase 4
Exons: 16
Coding region: 2296-5685 (1129 amino acids)
Biological process (GO): negative regulation of transcription by RNA polymerase II; chromatin organization
Cellular component (GO): histone deacetylase complex
Molecular function (GO): histone deacetylase activity
Source: RefSeq, a predicted model, not a curated record